GUCGAUACAUGCUUUGAUGGUGGUGCCUCCGAUCCGUAUGUUAGAAUAUCAAACAUUGCCACAGGUUGGGUGUACGGUGAUUCACAUGUCAUCUACGACAACUGCAAUCCUGUCUGGGAUCAAGUAUUUUAUAUUCCAGUCUAUGAUGUUUAUGGACAAUUAAAUUUACAAGUUUUCGAUUAUAAUGCUUUCUUUGAGGAUACACUUUUGGGAUUCUAUAUAUUUGAUCUCAAAUCUGUAAUUAAGCUUCAUGAUGGUACUUCCAAAGAAAAGCAAUUCAAAAAACUUGAUGCUAAUCUCAUUUACAAAGGGUGCAAUAGAGGCAAAUUAUCAUUUGUCGCUGACUUUUUUUCAUCCAAUGAAUUGGAAUUGGAUUUAGAAGUUAUUAGCCCAACUACUGUUUCGAUUCGACAUUUAUAUCUCCUAAUAAUUUAUCAAAGUCAAUAUGGAUUCUUUGACCUUACUGACUCAUUAGCAAGAUUAUUCAACUUCUCAUCUAAAAAACUUAUUAAAGCCUUUUCUGAUUAUGUACAAAAGGAUGAGGAGGUUCGUAGUUUGGAUCACAAAAUUUGGGCCACUGCGCUUGCCACAUCCUUCCUCAAGGUAUUAAUGUGGGAACACCGUCGUGAGUGGAUGAAUAUUUACAAUGAGGCUGAAAGCUGGUUGAGUGAAAAUGUCAUCGAUGUUGAAGUCGAAGAAAGUCUUUAUAAUUAUUCGAACAAAUUCGUUAUUCAACUCUUUGAAGUUACUCAAUGGGUAGACGAGGAUCAACAAAAAAGUGUGGGAGAAGCUGAUAUCCAUAGUGUUCAUCGGUUCAUCACUUAUCAGAAUGAAUCUGGUUGUUUCAGACUUACCACUCAAUUAGCUGAAGCUUUGGGCUUCAACUCGCUUGAAGAGGCCAAGAAACAUUUUGAAACUUAUUUUUCUUCCUAUUCACCAAGAACUGCUCAAUUUGAUAUUAAUGUUUGGAGUACUGCUAUUUUGAUUUGGUUUAUUCGAUAUGUAUUAGUUGAUUUCAGAAAUGAGUGGACAGACGUAUACAAAAAAGCAUAUAAUUGGCUUUGUCAACAAGUGAAAGAUGAUAAAGUACGAGAUGAACUUCUUGAGGCUGCUAGAAACUUUGUUGUUAAAAGGUUUGAAGUUGAAAAGAAUGCUAUUGAAGAAGACAAGUCUUUUAAGGUUUCUAUUGAAGAAGAAGACGAAAGGAAGAAACAAAUGACUGUUAGUCGAAGUACUACUACUGACACAGUUGUUAAAAAGUUUGUUACUUAUCGUACAAAGGAUGGUUGCUAUAAACUUAACGAUGAUAUUACGCAACACCUUGGAUUUCAUAAUAAAGAAUCCUUAGAAAAAGCAUUACAUCAUCGUGAACACUGGUCUAAUGAAUGCGAUGUAUUACAUAAAUGGUUAAGUUCACAAAUUAAGGAUCCUCAAAUCGAACGUGAACUUUUGGAAUCUGCCAAACAAUUCAUGAUAAAACGUUAUAACAUCGAUGACGAGGUUGUCGGACUCGAUGCUUCAUACCAUGAAAACAUUCAUGUUACUAAACUUGAUUUUACUGAAGAUACUGUUCGAGAAGUCCAUGAUGGCUUACGUUCCUUCGUUGAUGAAGACACUGCUCGUAUAAUUUGCGAUGCUCAGCAAGAAGACGGUUCCUUUACUUUGAGUCCUUUUAUAACUGACCAUCUCGGCAUAAAACCAGUUGACGCUGUUAAAUCCCUUAAGAAGUUAGUUUGUAGUCUCCAACUAAGAGGAUGUGAUGAUUCUGUUUGGUACACGGCUUUUACAAUCCAUUAUAUUAAGACCAUAUUAACAAAUCAUAAAAAUGAAUGGCAAGGUGCCUAUGAUCGUGCUACAGUUUUUGAUUAUUUACGCUCUAGGAGCACAGCUGAAAUUGCCCGUUCAUUUUGUUCUGCGCAACAAAGCAAUGGUUCAUUUUCUUCACAACCUUUAACCACGUUAUAUCCAUUAAUUCCUCCGCCGACAAAUGCUGUUGAAUCUCUUAAACUUUUUGUCGAAUGGACCCAUGUCUGUGACCGCGCCAGCAUCUGGAUAACUGAGCAGCUUGAGGAUACUGAAAUAGAACAUGAGCUAUACUCAGCUUGUGACCAAUAUUUAAUUAAACAAGGUGUUGAAUUCAUUAACAAUGAUAUAGAAGAGUCCGAAGAAGAGUUAGAGGUUAUUGCAUUUCGAGUUAACGAAGAAACACGUAAAGCCGUUCAUAAAAGUCUCCGUGAUGAUGUCACAAAGGAAGUCGCUCUCACACUUUGUAACUCUCAAAAAAACGACGGCUCAUUCAUCCUACACGAAUUAAUUUCUGACCAUCUUAAAAUCCAAUCAAUCGACAUCGCAGUUGAAUCACUCAAGC
Messenger RNA from Racocetra fulgida, 2368 nucleotides. Lineage: Eukaryota; Fungi; Glomeromycota; Glomeromycetes; Diversisporales; Gigasporaceae. The record is from the annotation of a GenBank genome assembly.